AUGACCCCCGGAUCGGUCCAAGCCCGUGCAUUGCUGCAUCCUCAAGUCCAGCGCCUGCGUCCUGCAGUCGUCGCCACCGUGCCCAAGAGAAAGGCUGAAGGAGAUGUUAAGAGAGAUAAAGCCAAGGUGAAGGAUGAGCCACAGAGGAGAUCUGCAAGGUUAUCUGCUAAACCUGCUCCUCCAAAGCCAGAGCCUAAGCCUGAAAAGGCAUCUGCAAAGAAGGGAGAAAAAGUACCCAAAGGGAAAAAGGGGAAGGCUGAUGCUGGCAAGGAUGGAAAUACCCCUGCAGAAAACGGAGAUGCCAAAACGGACAAGGCACAGAAAGCUGAAGGUGCUGGAGAUGCCAAGUGA
This is a messenger RNA of Elephantulus edwardii (Cape elephant shrew), 351 nucleotides long. Its product is annotated as non-histone chromosomal protein HMG-17-like. The coding region runs from base 1 to 351 and encodes 116 amino acids. NCBI's taxonomy places the organism in Eukaryota, Metazoa, Chordata, Mammalia, Macroscelidea, Macroscelididae. The transcript has a single exon. The record is from RefSeq and is a predicted model, not a curated record. Gene Ontology annotation, cellular component: chromatin; nucleus. Gene Ontology annotation, molecular function: nucleosomal DNA binding. Gene Ontology annotation, biological process: chromatin organization.